Molecule: messenger RNA, 953 nt
Organism: Triticum dicoccoides
Lineage: Eukaryota; Viridiplantae; Streptophyta; Magnoliopsida; Poales; Poaceae
Product: plant cysteine oxidase 2-like
Exons: 6
Coding region: 1-897 (298 amino acids)
Molecular function (GO): oxidoreductase activity, acting on single donors with incorporation of molecular oxygen, incorporation of two atoms of oxygen
Source: RefSeq, a predicted model, not a curated record
AUGGGCGCCGAUGCGGCGGGGCUGGACGUGGCGAGGGCCAAGCGGAGGCGGGUGCUGGCGGCCAAGACCAGAGGGGGCAGGCCGCGGCAAGCGAGGAGACGUGCGCAGCCGCAGCCGCCGACGGCGCUGCAGCGUCUCUUCCGGGCCUGCCGCGCCGUCUUCAGGGGCCCCGGCACCGUGCCCGCGCCACACGAGGUCGCCCUGCUCCGGGCCAUGCUCGACGGAAUGAGGCCAGAGGACGUCGGCCUGAGCCCAGGCAUGAGGUUCUUCAGGACUAUAGAUAAUGCGGCCCCAGGGAACCCAACCAUCACACACACCACCAUAUACGAAUCUGACAAUUUCUCAAUGGUCAUCUUGUACCUGCCGCAAAAUGCGGUCAUCCCUCUACACAAUCACCCCGGGAUGACCGUGUUCAGCAAGCUGCUCAUAGGAUCGAUGCACAUAAAGUCGUAUGACUCGACUGAUCCCGAUGAUCUAGCCGUGUUAGACUCCGGCUCAUCGCCCGACGAUCAACUGAGGUUGGCGGAGCUGGUCGUGGAUGAUCUCUUCACCGCUCCGUGCGACACGUCGGUCCUCUACCCGACGGCGGGAGGCAAUAUGCACCGGUUCACGGCCAUCGCGCCAUGCGCCAUCCUCGACAUCCUUGGCCCCCCUUACUCCAUAGAGGAACGGGAUUGCACCUACUACGCGGAUGUCCCCUACUCCUCCCAUCAUCUCAGGACACUGACCAGCAAUGAGCAAGAAGGCCGGCGCCUCGCGUGGCUGAAAGAGGUUGAGCAACUCAAACCCCAACUCAAACAAGAUGAUGUCAGAAUCGUUUGCCGUGUGACUAUAGCAGCAAAGCUAGCUGCUUCAGCCGUGAGCAUAGGUUUCAGUUUGUGCAUGAUGUCUCAGUGAGUGAUGGCAGUUUAUCAUGUAAGAGUGCUUGCCUGCCUGCUUUUGCAGCAGCUGUG